Messenger RNA from Spirodela intermedia, 1809 nucleotides. The record is from the annotation of a GenBank genome assembly. Lineage: Eukaryota; Viridiplantae; Streptophyta; Magnoliopsida; Alismatales; Araceae.
AUGAGGAAACGCAUUAAGAAAAUUCUAUAUGAAUUAAAGCAAUUCAUUGAUUUGUUCGAUUCUUCGCCUUCUCUGCCGACCCCUUCUGGCUUCCAGCUCACAGAGACGAUAUCCUCAUCUCAGACAUUGCAGCGCCUGAUCGUCUCCUCAUUGAGGGAAUGCUCUUGCAUCAGAGAUCUGAAGUUGGUCCACGCCGCCGUGAUAAAGAACGACGCUCACCGGGAUUCUUUCUUCGCGAACCAGUUCGUCACCGCCUGCUCGCGGCUCGGAUGGAUCGACUAUGCCCUAUUGGUGUUCGCGCAGGUGGCGGAUCCCAACGCCUUUGUGUACAACGCCGUCAUCCGUGGGCUCCAUCUCUGCUCCGCCCCGGCGGAGGCCCUCGAGCUGUACGCCGCCAUGCUCAGGGAGGGGAGGCGUCCCACAAGCUACACCUUCACGUUCGUCAUCAAGGCCUGCGAGCAGGUGUCGCCGGCGGCGGCCGGGUUCGCAGCAGCAGUGCAUGCUCAGGCGCUGAAGCUCGGUUUCGGAUCCAACGUGUUCGUCCAGACCGCCCUCAUCGAUCUCUACUCAAAGUUGGGUAGAAUCAUGGACUCGAAGAAGGUGUUCGACGAUAUGCCAGAGAGGGAUGCAGUUUUUUGGACGGUGAUGAUCUCGGCUCAUGCUCACAUGGGGGACAUGGCGUCAGCGCGACAGCUGUUCGAAGAUAUGCCUGAAAGGAGCACAGUGGCUUGGAACACCAUGAUUGCAAGCUACGCGAGAUCCGGCGACGUCGAAUCGGCCACUUUGCUGUUCGACCGGAUGCCAAAGAAGGACUUAGUCUCGUGGACAACCAUGAUAUCCUGCUACGCCCAAAACGGGCAGUUCAAGGCGGCCGUCGAGACCUUCAAGGCGAUGGAGCGCGCCGGGGUAAGCCCCGACGGAGUUACCAUGGCCACGGUGAUAUCGGCUUGUGCCCACCUGGGAGCCCUCGACCUCGGUAGAGAGGCCCACCUCUGCGUCCUGCGGCGCGGCUUCCGCCUCCUUGACGUCUACAUCGGCUCCUCUCUGGUCGACAUGUACGCGAAGUGCGGCAGCCUGGAGAGCUCCCUGAUGGUCUUCUUCAAGCUGAGGAGGUGGAACCUCUUCUGCUGGAACUCCGCCAUCGAGGGGCUGGCGGCGCACGGCCGUGCCGCGGCAGCACUAUGCCUGUUCCGCCUACUGGAGGAAGGACGCGACACCGCCCCCAACGGCGUCACCUUCGUGAGCGUCCUCAGCGCGUGCGCCCACGCCGGCCUCGUCGAGGAGGGACGCCGACUCUUCUCGAGCAUGACCGAAGGCUACUCCAUCCCGCCGGCGCCGGAGCACUACGGCUGUAUGGUCGACCUCCUGGGGCGGGCUGGCCGGCUGGACGAGGCCCUGGGAGUGAUCCAGAGCAUGAGGGUGGAGCCGAACGCCGCCGUGUGGGGAGCCCUGCUCGGCGCGUGCAAGACGCACGCGAACACGGAGAUGGGUUGCGCCGCCGCCAGCCAGCUGAUGGCCCUGGAGCCCGGCGGCAGCGGCCACUACGCCCUCUCGGUGAACCUCUACGCCCAAGCGAACGAGUGGGCCCAGGUCGCCGCCAUCCGAGGGCUGAUGAAGGGCCGGGGCGUGCAGAAGUCGAGCCCUGGCUCCAGCUGGAUCGAGAUCGCCGGGGCGGUCAACGAGUUCACCGCCUCCGCCGAGUCUCACCCCUUCUUCGACGCCAUCCGCCUGCUGCUGACUCGCCUCGACGCCCACCUGAAGCAGCCCGGUUGCACCUCCCACGCAGAUCUCGACCCCCACCAUGAAUAG